ACUGUCACAGAACUUUGGAUCUAUUUAUCCACAGGUCGGUGCAUCUGUGGCCGCAGAAAUGUCUGCCUCUGCCAAACCAUUAACGUCGUUUCUUAUUCAAGACAUACUGUCUAUUAAAGAGGACAAACGCCCUUUGGGGCGCACAGCCUGCACGGAACCAGUACGGAGUAAAAGUAACACAGGUGAAGACACGAAGCAACCCACAGACAAAUGGACCGACGGAUUACCGAAUCAUGUCGGUUCACUCGCGAAUGAUGCUGCACCCAAGGAUAAAGCGCCGAAUACAGUUCUUGGCACUACUGAAACAGAUUUAAACGACAGGUCUUGCGCCAACUCGCCGGAAUUAAAAAGAAGUCUGUCUAUGGAGAACCUGGGCGGCGUAGGCAAGCAAAAGCGUUCUCGUGCUGCUUUUACGCACCUUCAAGUACUAGAACUGGAGAAGAAAUUCAACCACCAGAAGUACCUGUCCGCACCAGAGAGAGCUCAUCUAGCCAGCAGUCUGAGGCUAACCGAAACACAAGUUAAAAUCUGGUUUCAGAACAGAAGAUACAAAACUAAACGGAAGCAACUGACAUCAGAGUAUAGCAAGGACAUGUUUCAACAAUCAGAGGGACUACCUUUCCACGACACAGAGGACGACUUGGUCAGAGCGUCACUUUUCGCAACUAUGUAUAAGGGUUACCAAUACCGGCCAUACUUUUACGAUAUCAAUGGUAUUGCUGUAUGGAAAUCUACACUAUGGUGAAAAAACACUCAGGCACUGGACAUUAUAAUAUAUAUAUAUUCUUAUGUAAAUGUUCACAAAAUGCAUGUAUAAAAUGUUUGAUUAUAAAAUAGACAUAUAUCUUUAUAUAAUAAACUGCUUUGCUUUUUCAGCAAGUUUAGAA
This is a messenger RNA of Conger conger (European conger), 887 nucleotides long. It is a transcript of the gene nkx3-1, whose product is annotated as NK3 homeobox 1. Lineage: Eukaryota; Metazoa; Chordata; Actinopteri; Anguilliformes; Congridae. The coding region runs from base 59 to 745 and encodes 228 amino acids. Gene Ontology annotation, biological process: cell differentiation; regulation of transcription by RNA polymerase II. The record is from RefSeq and is a predicted model, not a curated record. Gene Ontology annotation, cellular component: nucleus. The transcript has 2 exons. Gene Ontology annotation, molecular function: DNA-binding transcription factor activity, RNA polymerase II-specific; RNA polymerase II cis-regulatory region sequence-specific DNA binding.